GUAAAGCGAUUGAAAAACUGAGAAAGAAAAGUUUGAGACAAGAUGGAGCUUUUACCUCGAGGGAUUCUAUAUAUAUGAGAGCUCUGAAGGCGUUAGAGGAGAAACUAAGCGUUUGGUAGGCGCAAAACGUGCGUAGAGCCUUAAAGAUUGACCAUAAUAGUUGAUUGCCGGAAGGGGAAUCGCAAACGACGAAGGAGAUGGUGAAGAUGGCGACUUCCCUAAUCUUCUUAGCUUUGUCAGUAUCACCACUUUGGACAGAUACAAAGCCUAAUAAACAGAAAAUCAAUAAGCCCAAAGCCCAUUUUUUUUCGAAGUCCAUUCGUUACCCAUCACUUAAAAAAAAAAAAAAGAGGUGGAGACCACAAUGUUAUAUUAGUUUUCCACCUUUCUAAUAUAUAUUAGUUUCGACCGUCAAUGUACAAAGUAUCCUUUAGUGCAAUGGUAUAGUUGUGGGUGCUUAUAUCUCAAUAACCCUGGUUCGAGCCACAUAUUUGACAUUUUUUCAUACUUUUAAAAAGUGGAACCCACAAACCGCUGACGUGUCGCAUCAGGAGGAGAGAAACUCUCCUAUUAUAUAAUAGAUUAUAAUUAUUGAUUAUAAGUUAAUACUUGAAUAUUCGUUUAGAAAUAUAGCUAGGGCGCGAAUGGAGAGUGCGACGUAACCGAUGAUCUCCUCACUUAUUCUUAUGGCAAAGAAUUUGAUCUAUUCUUUGGUUUUGUGGUUCCAUGGCUAUUAAGGUUUGUGAUUUGAGAUGAGCUAUGGUUUGGAUUAGUUCUUGUUGAAGAUUGAAAACCAGAUAAAGCAAAUAUAUGGGUUUCAAGUAUCAUAAUAUCAGGUUUCUACUGGUUUGAUUGGCAUUUCACUGAGGUUUCGAAGCCGGAUCUGUGUCCGUGUCCUCUUCUCGUAGUCUUUGAUCUCUCUUUCAAAGGUCUUAGAGUGGAACAUAAUGGAAACGUGAUCUCUGAUGAGGUUCAUAUGCCUAUAUGAUAGUAUUAAAUGCUUUGACCUCUUUUAUAUUGUAGUUUCAAAGUAUCAGCUCGGCAUGGACAGUCUCUUGAGCUGGUCAUGGAUCGUCUCUUGCUGUCGGCAUUGGCCAUGGAACUUCGUGGGCCCAUUGUCGCCUUAUGGGUUUCAAGGACACUCGUUCGGGUUCUCGGAACAUUAAUACAAGAAGUCUAUUCAUGAAAAGGCAUAGUUUGUUUUGAAACUGUCGAUGUAUUAUUGCUCUCGUUGAAACUUACUAAUAUAUAUUAUUGACAAACAUACGGAUAUUGUAUGAUAAGUCCGUCCAUAUGGCAUGGAUAUAUAUAACAAAUGCAAAAUGAACCAUGAAUGUUUCUUCAUGUGAGAUUAUGCUUAGACUAAAUAAUGAUACUAGUCUGCCAAUGAAAUAGAAUUCGUUGAAAGAUAAUAUAUGUUCAUGCCGUGAACAACCUAUCAUGAAGGAAUAAAGAACAAUUAUUCCAUUCUAAUCACUCUUACAGAUUGAGAUUGGUAUAGUAGGUUGAGGGUGCGACGUAGCACAUAUAUAAUUUUAACGAAAUUAUUUAUCCCUGUAAUUAUAUAAUGAAGCCGCAUGAAUUUAAAUUGUUUAGUCUAUGAGAAAUCAUUAUAAAUAUUUAAUAUAAUUUUCUGACGUAUUUAUUGAUAAAUGAAAUAAGUAAAGACAAUCAUUAUGAAAACUUCAUGAACAAAAAUAUCUCAAUUUAAUUUUUUCUUUUUCUCUUUUGAAUAUUUUUUAAUCAGCCAAAAUUUCAUCUUCUGUAUUUGAACGAUAUUUUUCUUUUUUCUGUCGCUCCGUGUAGACAAAAAGCAAAGUAAAAAGCUAGCUCUGUUCUGGCUCUGGUUGGUGCCGGAGGUUUCCUCCUCCAACCAUAAUUUUCUUUCUCAUUAUUCUUUUUAUCCAUCUGCUUAACCCUAGUCUAUAAACAAGUUUUUUAUGUUUGUCGAGAUCUUAUAUGAAGAAUUGUUUGAGGUCGAUGGUGACAGCAACAUGCAUUUUAUGGCGCAGCAACAAGACUCAUAGUGUGAUGGAUGCGGAAGGGCUGGCUUUUAGGGCUGAAGUGAGCCGUCAGAUUUGGUUUUUGGUUUUUGGUUUUCAGAGAUUUGGCACGUCAUUCACGUCAACGGCGCCUGAACCGGUAACAUGUUUCCUCCACCAUAUAUUUACCUUCGUCUUUGGCGGUGCGAGCUUCCGGAAGAGAGGUUUGACGUCUGGUGGAAAGUGGUUCGUUCUGCAUCCUAAUAAUGUAAUUGGAUCUGCUGUUCUGAACGGUGGUACGAGCUUCGGAACGUAAAUUUGUAAACUGUGGUAUUGAGUAAUAUAGCCAGUUUCAAAUAUAGUAUAUAUGUGGUCAGUUUCUUCAAUUUUCUUGAAUAGUCAUGAUAUUUUAAACCAAGAUAUGGUCGAUCUUGUGUAUCUCUUAAUACACUGCAAUAAAAUCAUAUAUAAUGAACUCAUGUGAAAUUACGUAUGUCAUCAAAAAUAUGUUUGAACGUUAAACAACAAACAAAACGAUUAUAUCUUUUCAUUUUGUCACGGCUCCCACUGCUAUUGAUAUUAGUCUGUAUCAUCUUUGAACCUGCCGCUUCCACAUAAACAUUUGUAGAUUUUGUAAAUUAAGAUUGUACUAUUUAUUUCUAAACUUCAAAUUAUAAAACAGUCAAAAGUUAUAAAUCGUAAAUAAUAUUCUUGAUUAUAUGUUUUGUUUAAACGUGGAGACAGGGUAGAAUGGCUAACAAACUUAUAAUAGUAGUUUACUCUACUCUAUAAUUUGUACAAUAUUCCUUUUUAUGAUUUGCCAACUAAUUAGACAAUAACUAUUGCGUCUACUUAUUAUAGUCGACUCAUAAAUAUGAAAAAAAAUAGUCAACUAAUCUCUUGUAGAAACCAAUUUAUGACUCUCCUACAGAAAAUUCUAUAAAUAUCCGCUAUAACUCCCAUAAUUUAUCUCCACCCUUCUCAAAGAAUAUAAACACACUACUACUUCCUGAGAUUUUGUUUCAGAGUUUUUCUGGUACACAAACAAAUGGCUCCAAGAACCUCUCUUGCACUCUUCCUUUUCCUUAACCUCCUCUUCUUCACUUACACUACUGCUCAAGGCACUUGUCCUAGAAAUGCCCUUCAGAUCGGUGCUUGCACUAAUGUGCUCAAUGCAAUUGACUUAACAUUAGGAAACCCACCGCCACCAGUACCGCCGUGCUGCUCGCUCAUUGCAGGCUUGGCUGACCUUGAGGCUGCAGUCUGUCUCUGUACCGCGCUCGACGUUAACGUUCUUGGCAUCAACGUUCACCUUCCCAUCGAUAUCAGUGUACUUUUAAAUGCUUGUAGCAGAUUUGCUCCACCAAGUUUCCAAUGCCCGUAAGUUGAAUACGUAUGAGAUAUCUGAAGAUAUACCGAAAAAAUAAAGGUUGAACGUGUUGCCUGUCGUCUUUUGCUUUUUCAACUGGUGAUUUCUUUUGUAUUUGUAACUUCCUUCGAUUGAAUAAAAUGAUGAGUGUAACGUUCUCAUGCAAUAAUGGGUUUGUGUGUGUAAAUUACUUCAUUGCCAUGUUCGUUGCCCUUUUACUUCAUUGUUCUUCCUUACCUUCGUUUGUAAAACGGUUCGUUCGAAUUUGAUUAAUAAAAGCUUCAAUCGGUGUUGUUAAAAAUGACAUCAGUUGUUAUAACUGAUACUAAAUUAUCUAUAUUUUGUAUCAUUUACAAAUAAAUGAUCGAAAAAUGUAUCAUUUAAUUUUGUGAUACAAUUUAAGUGAUACAAUUCACAUAUUUUUUUGUAGUAUCUAUAUCGGGAUUAUAUGUAUAUCGAAAAAAGCAAGGUAAAAUGAUACGAUCUCACUGAAAACAACACGGUUUAUGUUAUAAAUCAUAUUGUGGAUGUUCAUAACCGGCCCGAUCCAUAACCGGCCGAUACUUAGAGAGAGAGUCGGCGGCCAUGAGAGAGAGAGAGAGUCGGUGCCUAGAGAGAGAGAGUCGGCCAACCCUACUUUCCUUUUCCUUAUUGGUUUAUGAUUUGUACUCUUUCCAUAUUUGUAUUUAUUUUUUAGUCUUUUCAUUAUUCUAUGACGAUGUAAUUCCCUAUAUAUAAAUGGCUUCUUAUGAUUCAGAUUUAUAAGAAGAAGAUUCUAUUCUCUGAAGUUUCACAUCACGUUAUCAGCACGAUUACUUUGAAAUUCUAAGCUAAACAAUUCGAUCCCAAAACCCGACGAUCUAAACCCUAGCCGGCUUCAACCCUAAUCCCGAUCGAGAAAACCUUUUCACCCCGUAUCCAAGGCAUUCCCGAUCCCGUGUUCAGCAAGGACAGCUCGCGUCCUGGUCUUAGCUUGGACAGCUCGCAUCCGACGAUCCUUAGCAAGCUCCUGUACGUGAUCCGAUACUCAGCUCGAUACUCAGCUUGUUCGCGUUCCCGAUCUCAGCUUCAAUCCGUUCGCGACCCGAUCAACACAAGGACAGUUCGCGACCCGUUCCAGCUCGUGAGCAGCAAUGUUCCAGCUCGUUCGCGACCUCCUCUCAUUGGUGGUCCAUUCAACCCGACUUGAGGUUAAGGUAAUCCUUAAACCCUAAUCGAAACCCUAAGAUGUCGAAAA
This is a messenger RNA of Brassica rapa (field mustard), 4588 nucleotides long. RefSeq names its product putative lipid-binding protein AIR1. Lineage: Eukaryota; Viridiplantae; Streptophyta; Magnoliopsida; Brassicales; Brassicaceae. The record is from RefSeq and is a predicted model, not a curated record.